Drosophila obscura is the source of this 1472-nucleotide messenger RNA. RefSeq names its product potassium voltage-gated channel protein Shaker-like. The record is from RefSeq and is a predicted model, not a curated record. Gene Ontology annotation, biological process: potassium ion transmembrane transport. Bases 137 to 661 code for a protein of 174 amino acids. Gene Ontology annotation, molecular function: delayed rectifier potassium channel activity. Gene Ontology annotation, cellular component: voltage-gated potassium channel complex. Lineage: Eukaryota; Metazoa; Arthropoda; Insecta; Diptera; Drosophilidae. The transcript is spliced from 3 exons.
AAUUUUCGAAAUGAAUUUGCAUAUUUAAAACCGAUUGAAAACGGGUUAAAUAUACAAACAAAACGAACAAAACCCCCAAACCAAUUGAAAAAUUGACAAACAUGAAUCGAACCCAUGAAUAUUGCCAUUGAAAAAAAUGAAAAUCGAAUGCAAAUCGAUAAAUGCAUUUAGGCCCGUCGGCUUCUGGGGCAAAAUUGUCGGCUCUUUGUGCGUGAUCGCUGGUGUGCUGACAAUCGCACUGCCGGUACCGGUUAUCGUCAGUAAUUUCAAUUACUUCUAUCACCGCGAAACGGAUCAGGAGGAGAUGCAGAGCCAAAAUUUCAACCACGUUACAAGUUGUUCAUAUUUACCUGGUGCACUAGGUCAACAUUUGAAGAAAUCCUCACUCUCCGAGUCGUCAUCGGACAUCAUGGAUUUGGAUGAUGGCAUUGAUGCAACCACGCCAGGUCUGACUGAUCAUACGGGUCGCCACAUGGUGCCCUUUCUGAGGACGCAGCAAUCCUUCGAGAAGCAACAGCUCCAGCUGCAGCUGCAGCUCCAGCAGCAGCAACAGGCGCAGCAAGGACAGCAGCAGAUGGGCCAGAAUGGCCUUAGGAGCACAAAUAGUUUACAGUUAAGGCAUAAUAACGCGAUGGCUGUCAGUAUUGAGACCGACGUCUGACUACUAGUCAAACAAAUGGAAAAUGGACGAAAUUUACGCAGUGAAAUGCUACGUUGGAUGCCAGAAACGUCAUCAAAAGCAGUCUAAUUUAGAAUUUUAUUUAAUAAAUACAAUUAAAAUAAUAAUAAUAAAUAAUAAUGAUACUUAGUAAGCAGCGUAGUUGUAAAUUAAACAGCAAAUGUAAAACACAGCCACACACAGAUACAGAUGCAGACACACCCAGUACACACACACACAGACACACACAAACUCAGUGCCAGUUCACUAAGCUUGAAUUAGAGUAUUCGUAUUCGUAGACACUAUAGAGUCAAACAUGGACUGGCUUUUUAGACGAAUUUUCCUUGUUUUUUUCUUUCUUUUAUUUCUCUUCACACACACACACACACACACACACAACACAGAAACACACUCACUCGAAGAAGAUAAAGAAAAAAAACUCUACUUGAUACCUAUGUUCAAAUUAAGCAACUAAAACUAACAAUCGUUAUAGUCAACAACAAAACAACAAGAACAACAACAAAACAGAAAAAAACAUUUAAAAAACAAAAAAAAAAAACAAAAAAAAAAAACUAAAAAACUAAAUCGAAUUAUCUUAGUAGACUAAUCUAAUUGGAGUUUCUUCCUUUCUUUAGAUGCUAGCAAAACAAAACCAAACCAAACAAAAACAUCCAGACAAAAUCAACAAACAAACAAACAACAAGAAACAAACAUACAAUAUCUACUUAUUUUAUUUUCAACUUUAAAUUAUGCUCUAUUAAUUAAAUAUUAGUCAAAUAUUAGUCAAAUGAAACUUAACUAAAAACUAAAAAAA